GUCGAUAUUCUUUCAGGGGUAGGUCACUGACUGGUUAGUGACUGGUAAUCGGUUAAUCACAGCCCGGCACUCGUUAGAGAGAGUUAAUUGAAAGGCUAGCAGUGAGAGUUCCGACCACUAUCUGGUUAAAGCUCAGCCUCGUAACUGGCCCUUUCUGCAGCUGUUCUCCCCUCUGACGAUACAAGGACGAGAGUUAAUCCUGACGUCACUUUGCACAGACUACCAUGAAGUGAGGAGAAGGUGUGCACCAUGGAGCCCAUGAAGAUGUUGGACCAGAACGCUGCUGUACUGGCCAGCCACUUGUCUCACACACUGAAGGCGGGUGAAGAUGAGGUGGUGAAGGAGAAAGUCCACCGCAUGUGGUCCAUGCUGAGUACGGCGGUUCACGGCUCGAUAGAAAAGAUCAAACGUUCCGACUGGAAGCCGCGGGAACUAGAGCAUGGACUACGGCAUGUGCAGCGGGUCAAGCUCAUGAGAGAUGUCCACCAUGUGAUGUUUAAUGUCGUUACCCAGGAGUUCAUCUGCAUGCUUUCCAGUACAGAUAUCUGCAUCUAUCACUGUGAUGGGCGCAAGAUCAGGGAGCUGAGCCUGGCAGAGCCCCUGGAGGGCCUGCUGUACUCCCACAAGGUCCACCAGUAUGUUGGCUGGAACCACUGCCCCCAACUUAAGGUGCUGAGUCCAGAUUUCAGGACCCUCUCAGUCAACAAGGCCAGGCACAGCAUCACCUGCUGUUGUUAUGACCGGGAGCUGAACCAGAUUGUCACAGCCGGCACAGGCAACGUCUGCUCCUGGCGUUUCUACUUUGGCUGCCGGGACUUGAUAUGCAACGUCGCCAUCACACAAGGCUUGGCGGAGACUGACACCUUCACUGACUUGGUUGUGGAAGUGUGUCCGGUCUCAAUGCUGCCAGCAGCCUGCGUUCAGUGCUGCUAUGCUGUGUGCAAGACUGGAGUUGCCUCCUUUGACCUGACCAAGGGGAUCCUCCUCACCUACGAGAAACACCUGCACGAAAGGAAAAUCACAGGAAUCGCUAUUGUGGAGACGCUGAGAUGUGUGGCCACUUCCUCUCGGGAUGGGAGUAUAAAAGUUUGGGAUCAGUCUUGGAACCUGAAGAUGAUAUUUAUUGGACACCGAGGUCCUGUCACCGCACUUGCAAUUUACCCAGACGGUCCCUGCCUUCUCUCUGCCUCUAAGGACGGGACCUUGCGGGUGUGGAAUGUGGACACGGCGGAUCAGGUGGACGAGGUCCAGGUGGGUGUGACGGUCACUCGCCUGGGUGCGGAGCCGGGUCAGGACCACAUCUUCGGCUGCGCCCAGCAGAGGCUCGACUUCUGGACCAUCACGCGCCUGCACGUCCGGCACACGGCCAUCGGUUAUGAUGUGAGCUCCAUCCACGUUACCAACACUGCCUUGGCUGGCCACUUCCCCGUGCGGGCAGCUUGCUCCUGUGGGGACGGCACAGCCCGGCUGAUCUCCCCGGAGGCAGGAGACGUCAUCUCCACCCUCUUGCUGGAGCCAGGCCGGCAGGUGGUUGCCCUGGACUAUUGCUUGCCCCGGGAGGCUCUGGUAGCACUGACUGACCAGGGAGACCUUCUGAAAGGCAACUCCCUCUCCAACCCCAUGGAGGUGCUGAUGAAGGUGCCACAUGGUAGACAGGCAUCAACUAUCCACUGCCUCUGCAUCUACGCACACGUGGACCAGGUUAGCGCUGUUCACUCUCGCUGGCAGCAGGUGGUAAAAGGAGGCAGCGAGGAGAAGAUCCAGCAGUUUGGUGUGAAGGACAGUGACCGGUACCUAGUGAUAACUGGCCACGAGGAUGGACGGCUGUCUGUGCUGGACUGGAGCUCGGGGACCGCUCAGUACACAGUACAAGCUCACGACUCUGCCAGAGUGCUGACUCUGGUUCCGGACCCCAGUAACCAACGUCUCUUCUCAUCAGGUCUGGACAAGGCGGUGAAGGUGUGGCGGGUGUUUCCGUUUGCCCGGGAUUCUCUUACGCCUUUAAUGAGCUUCUUCGCUGCCCACACCCCCACCCACCUAUGCCUGCUGAAGAGUGCAUUCAUCAUGGCCCUUCAGAACACCGUCUCAGCCGUCCACUCCAUCGUCCUGUACGACGUGAGGAAGCGGCUACGCAGAGACCAUCAUCCAGACCAUGACCACAAGGAUGAGAUCACGGGUUUGAGCUCUUGUCCAGAUCUGAAGAUAUUUGCAUCCAUUUGCAGAGGAGGAGCGCUGAACAUUUGGGACCACAAGAACCAGCUGAUAAGAAUCGUUCACCUGAAAGCUGUGGCCAACAGCAUCUCGUUCUGCAACAGCAGGGGGGACCUACUACUGGGCAUUGAGAAGAACCUUCAUCGCAUGAGCAGUGAUGAGUACCUGACCCAGUCCUACCUACUCCAGGUAGCAUGCCAGGAUUUCAUCGAUCCUCAGUUGGAUAAUCCGGUUCCAAUAUCAAAGACUGCUGCAGAAUCUCUGUCACCCGCAGAUCUCCGGCGUCUGGGCCAAGCCCACUCAUUCAAGCACAGUCAAUUACGUACCCAGAUCUCAGAAGAAGAGCCAGAUGAGGAAACUAAAAGGAAACAGGAGGAACUGAAGGAGGCCUAUGCUGUGCUGGCGGCCAGAGAGCAGGAAAUUCUCCUCAUCCAACGCGGCCAACUGAAGAGCAAGAAAAACACUUCCCACUCAAAGAAAGUUCUACGGGAAGGUUUCCAGAGAUACAUGCAGCUGAUCUAUGGAGAGACCCCUCGGAUUGAGAUUCCAGAGCCGGUGAUGGAUGAGCCAGCAGAACAGCGGCUGGAACAACCGUACAAGUAUCUGAACAUCAGGAAAGGGUUCUUUCCCACCUUGGCUGUACCCAGACCCUGGGAUGAAGUCACAGAGGGUGAGAAAGAGGCCAGGGGACUGCCCUUCUGGGCAGGGCCCCCGGAUGUCCCCAUCGCCCUGGACGGCUUUAUCCCCAACUCGGUGUUCCUUCGCUUGCUCUGGCCCAUGGAACCCUGGCAAGACCUGCAUGAUUCAGAAAUAGAGCUGAGGGUUGAGGUGAAGGAGGUGGUGAAGACAAAACUGGAGUUGGAGCAGACACCAGAUUCAAAGGUGCUGCUGAAGUUGGAGACGUCGGUGUCCUGGGAACCAGAGUCCUCAGAUUUGGACCGUUCCCGUGUCUUCAGUACUACGCCGGAGCCAGUGAUGGAGACCGAGCCUCCAAAACAGGAGGAAAAGCUGCAAAUCACAAGUGAUACACCAGCCCCUCAGAAACCAAAGGUGGAAAAACUCACCACUCCAGUAUCCAGGCCCAGUCCAGCCCAGCGCAGAUCUCUGUCACAGGAACCAGAAGUCUCGCACUCACCUCCUCUCCCAAUGCCAGUUCAACGGUUCAAGGGGGAGGCCUGGUUUAAUAAAGCCUUUCCCAAUGCAGAUUCCAAGACGUUCUCACCAGACCUGACGGACGAGGGCUUUGUGCUGAUGCUCAUUAACCUGCUAUGGACGGCUGAGUACAAGGUGAAGGAGGAGGUCACCAACGUUCUGGCCAUGCUGCUGCCGUCGCAGCCAGCCGCCGUCUCUCGUCUGGCUCAGGAAACUCUCCUGGCCAUCCUCAGUGGGCCCAACCCUCCACAAGCAGAGAUCCGUGAACAGCGGGAAUUUAUCCGAGCGGCUCUGGGGGCACUGAAGCAGCUGGUAACUCACUCCCAGGAGUUCUUCGUGGAGUUAAUGGUCCAGUUCUUGCAGAGCGAUGUCAUUCUCAGGGCCACCGUCAAAGCCAUUCUGGAUGAGCUAGGUCUGCAGGACCCCCACAACUACCUGGAUAUGGAGCUGAGCUCUUGGGAAGAUAGAGACCACCUGGGCUCCCAAAACCGACAGGAACUUCGCAAAGUCAGCCAAGCCUGGCUCCGCUACUGGAUGCAACAGUUCAAGGAACACAUCCAAGGUGCUGCCAGAUCUCUGAACGCUGGGAACACACUGCGUGCCGCUCUGCCCAUCUCCUCCAGUGCUGUCCCCAACAGGCAUUCUCAGAGUAGUGUGGGUCGGAGACAGGGGAAGGCAUCUGCGCUGCGUCUGCAUGCACCCCAGACGCUCGGCUCCCUGGACUCGCUGCGUCCCAUAGAGGCCGUCAACUACUUCUGUGAACUGCAGCUGGAGCAGAAACUGCAGGAGCUGAGGGUGUCCGAGCAGCGAUCGGAGGAGGGACAGGAUGUCAGAAACGCGGUCCUCUUCCUGCCAAAGAUCACCAGGGACCGACCCAUCAUGAGGCUGGCAGAGACACGAGAGGCAGCGCCAACACAGAGGCGGCAGCUGCCCCACCUCCCACUGCGACCUCUGACUUUUGCCCUGGGCCGUGUCAUCAGGCUGCCCAUGUCAGAGGUUAGCCUCAACCCCUUCCCCUCAGUCCUUGACCGCCUCCCUCCACACAGCCUCCUCACCCUCCGGCGAUCCGGCCAGAAAUACUUCAUCCUGGAGCAUUCACUGGUGGGCAGCUACUGCUGACCCUGUGCCUGCAGUCACACCAUCACCCCUCUCACCGAACCUGAAUACGCCUCACGCUCGGUGGCAACCUGUACACCCCCACCCCUCGUAUGGGUACACCCCCAGCCCCCGCACCUAUACACACCCUCCCGUACGUACACCCCCACCCCCCACACCUGUACACUCCCCCCACCCCCGUACACUCCCCCCACACCUGUACACCCCCACCCCUUGCACCUAUACACCCCCACCCCUCGCACUUGUACACACCCCACCCCUUGCACCUGUACACACCCCUCGCACCUAUACACCCCCACCCCUUGCACCUGUACACCCCCCACCCCUCACACCUGUACACACCCCCCGCACCUAUACACCCCCACCCCUUGUACCUGUACACCCCCCACCCCUCAUACCUGUACACACCCCCCGCACCUGUCCCCCCACCCCUCGCACCUGUAUACUCCCCCGCACCUGUAUACCCCCCCCCCCCCAGCUGUACAUCCCCCUGCACUCCAUCCAGAGAUGCUUUAUUCACUGGUGGGCAUCUGUGCCCUGUCAGGUGGACUCUGUACACCUUCCUGUACAACCCUCACAGUAAAUCCACACAGCCCCUUGUAACCCCUCCUCGCACCAUGUAUACGUGUACUACAGGUGAUUAAAGAUUCUGAUUUAUCACAA
Hypanus sabinus (Atlantic stingray) is the source of this 5142-nucleotide messenger RNA. It is a transcript of the gene wdr97, whose product is annotated as WD repeat domain 97. The transcript is spliced from 24 exons. The record is from RefSeq and is a predicted model, not a curated record. Gene Ontology annotation, molecular function: protein binding. Bases 250 to 4482 code for a protein of 1410 amino acids. NCBI's taxonomy places the organism in Eukaryota, Metazoa, Chordata, Chondrichthyes, Myliobatiformes, Dasyatidae.